GCCCCGCCUCGGCCCCUCUGGCAGGCUCCGGCCCGAGUCGCUGCGGCUCUGGCAGCCGAGCGGGAGCGCGGAGCUCGGAAGGAUGCGGCGCCCGCGGCGGCCUGGGGGUCCCGGGGGAUCUGGGGGUCUCCGGGUGCUCCUCUGCCUGAUGCUGCUGGGCAGCCGUCCGGGAGGCUGCAACGCCAUUAGCGCCCACGGCUGUCUGUUUGACCGCAGACUCUGCUCUCACCUCGAAGUCUGUAUUCAGGAUGGCUUGUUUGGACAAUGCCAGGUGGGAGUGGGGCAAGCCCGGCCCCUUUUGCAAGUCACCUCCCCAGUUCUUCAACGCUUACAAGGUGUCCUCCGACAGCUCAUGUCCCAAGGACUGUCCUGGCACGAUGACCUCACCCAGUAUGUGAUCUCCCAGGAAAUGGAGCGCAUCCCCAGGCUUCACCCCGCAGAGCCCCAUCCAAGGGACAGAUCUGGCUUGGCGCCCAGGAGACCGGGUCCCGCUGGGGAGCUGCUUUUACAGGGCAUCCCCACUGGCUCCGCCCCUGCCCCCCAGCAUCGGCUUCCUCGACCUCCAGUAGGUAGGGGCGGAGCUGGGGCAGGCUCCCCCCUCUCCCCUUUGCAGGCUGAGCUGCUGCCCCCUCUCCUGGAGCAUCUGCUGCUGCCCCCGCAGCCCCCCCACCCUGCCCUGAGUUAUGAACCUGCCCUGCUGCAGCCCUACUUGUUCCAUCAGUUUGGCUCCCGCGAUGGCCCCCGGAGCUCAGAGAGCUCCCCGGGAAUGGUCAGUGUUGGCCCCCUGCCCAAGGCUGAACCCCCAGCCCUCUUCAGCAGAACUGCCUCCAAGGGCACGUUCGGGGCUCACCCUGGCCAUUCCUAUGGGGACCCUCCAGGGCCUCCGCCUGCUCGGCUUUUCCAGGAGUCAGGGCUGCUCUACCUGGCCCAGGAGCCACAAGUGCCCAGCAGGGCCGGGGCACCAAGGCUGCCAGAGCAAGGGGGCAGCAGCCAGGGAGAUGAUUCCUCAGAAGGCUAUGAGGAGGAAGGACUAGAGGGUCGCAGGGAGAAGCCUCCUUCCCCAGAAGAGCGGCCAGCAGAUGUGACUCUGCAGAGACUGGCAGCUGUGCUGGCGGGCUAUGGGGUGGAGCUCCGUCAGCUGACUCCUGAGCAGCUCUCCACCCUCUCCACUCUGCUGCAGCUGCUGCCCAAGGGUGCAGGACGAAAUCUGGGAGGGGUUGUAAACAUUGGAGCUGACAUCAAGAAAACAAUGCAGGAGCAGGUGCAGGGCGCAGACGCAGCAGAGCCUCCACCGCCCACGCCCUCCCUGCCCGGAUACCCCACUGCUGGUCUCACCUCCAGUAAAGCCCAGCAGGAGCUGAGCUCUGGAUCCUCUGAGCCUCCCAAAGCUGCUGGCCCCCCUGCCACGCCCAUCCUGCUAGAGAAGAAAAGUCCACUGGGCCAGAGCCAGCCCACGGUGGCAGGGCAGCCCUCUGCUAGGCCAUCAGCAGAGGAAUAUGGCUACAUUGUCACUGACCAGAAGCCCCUGAGUCUGGCUGCAGGAGUGAAGCUUCUGGAGAUCCUGGCUGAGCAUGUGCACAUGUCCUCGGGCAGCUUCAUCAACAUCAGUGUCGUGGGACCAGCCCUUACCUUCCGCAUCCAGCACAAUGAACAGAACCUGUCUUUGGCCGAUGUGACCAAGCAAGCUGGGAUGGUGAAGUCUGAACUGGAAGCACAGACAGGGCUCCAGAUCUUGCAGACAGGCGUGGGACAGAGGGAGGAGGCAGCCGCCGUCCUUCCCCGACCGGCCCACAGCACCUCUCCCGUGCGCUCCGUGCUGCUUACUCUGGUGGCCCUGGCGGGUGUGGCCGGGUUGCUCGUGGCUCUGGCAGUGGCCCUGUGUGCACGGCAGCGUGCGCGGCAGCGGGACAAGGAGCGCCUGGCCGCGCUGGGACCCGAGGGCGCCCACGGUGACACUACCUUUGAGUACCAGGACCUGUGCCGCCAGCACAUGGCCACGAAGUCCCUGUUCAACCGGGCAGAGGGUCCACCAGAGCCCUCUCGGGUGAGCAGCGUGUCCUCGCAGUUUAGUGAUGCGGCCCAGGCCAGCCCCAGCUCCCACAGCAGCACACCAUCCUGGUGCGAGGAGCCCGCCCAGGCCAACAUGGACAUCUCCACGGGACACAUGAUUCUGGCGUACAUGGAGGACCACCUGCGGAACCGGGACCGCUUGGCCAAGGAGUGGCAGGCCCUGUGUGCCUACCAGGCGGAGCCCAACACCUGUGCCACCGCCCAGGGGGAGGGCAACAUCAAAAAGAACCGCAACCCUGACUUCCUGCCCUAUGACCACGCUCGCAUCAAGCUGAAGGUGGAGAGCAGCCCUUCUCGGAGCGAUUACAUCAACGCCAGCCCCAUUAUUGAGCACGACCCUCGGAUGCCAGCCUACAUAGCCACACAGGGCCCACUGUCACAUACCAUCUCAGACUUCUGGCAGAUGGUGUGGGAGAGUGGCUGCACCGUCAUUGUCAUGCUGACCCCGCUGGUGGAGGAUGGUGUCAAGCAGUGUGACCGCUACUGGCCAGAUGAGGGCUCCUCCCUCUACCAUGUAUAUGAGGUGAACCUGGUGUCGGAGCACAUCUGGUGCGAGGACUUCCUAGUGCGGAGCUUCUACCUGAAGAACGUGCAGACCCAGGAGACACGCACGCUCACGCAGUUCCACUUCCUCAGCUGGCCGGCAGAGGGCACCCCGGCCUCCACCCGGCCCCUGCUGGACUUCCGCAGGAAGGUGAACAAGUGCUACCGGGGCCGCUCCUGCCCCAUCAUUGUGCACUGCAGUGACGGUGCAGGAAGGACUGGCACCUACAUCCUCAUCGACAUGGUACUGAACCGCAUGGCAAAAGGAGUGAAGGAGAUUGACAUCGCUGCCACCCUGGAGCAUGUCCGUGACCAGCGGCCUGGCCUCGUCCGCUCCAAGGACCAGUUUGAAUUUGCCCUGACAGCUGUGGCGGAGGAGGUGAAUGCCAUCCUUAAGGCCCUGCCCCAGUGAGACCCUUGGGGCCCCUCCGUGGGCAGCCCAGCCUCUGCUCCCUCUUUGCCUAUGUGAGCAUCUAUCUGUGUACUCACUCCUCACUUUCCCACCUGCCACCUUGGCCCCUCUUGGGCAUGACUGGCCCUUCCAAGAGGAGCGUGUAAGGAAGGGGAAGUGGGAAGGGGCACACCGGGAGCCCUGGCAUCAGUCCCAUGGGGGAGCUGGCAGCCAGCCAGGAGGAGAGGAAAGUCAACAAUUCCACCCAGAGCCUCCUCCUGCCUGAGUUCCCUGGUCCCCAUUUCCCACCACUCUGGAUGCUCCCAAUAUGUCUGUGUGGACGCCCUCCACCCUCCAGCGUGGCUAGAAUGGGGCAGAGGGGCCACCAUGUCCAGCUCUUCCUGCUCCCCCAGCCCCUGCUGCCCGCUGACCUGCCUCCACGACCCACACUCUGGCCCUUGCCCUUCCUAACCCCUCCCCCGGCCCUCCCGCCGCCACAUGCCACUCAACUCUCUCCCCCUGGCACAAGAGAACAUUUCUAGAAAAAUCUACUUUUGUAUCAAUGUGAAUAAAGUUAGUGUGUCGUGUGUGCAGCUGCAA
Molecule: messenger RNA, 3604 nt
Organism: Balaenoptera acutorostrata (minke whale)
Lineage: Eukaryota; Metazoa; Chordata; Mammalia; Artiodactyla; Balaenopteridae
Gene: PTPRN
Product: protein tyrosine phosphatase receptor type N
Exons: 23
Coding region: 83-3025 (980 amino acids)
Biological process (GO): protein dephosphorylation
Cellular component (GO): secretory granule
Molecular function (GO): protein tyrosine phosphatase activity
Source: RefSeq, a predicted model, not a curated record